Sinocyclocheilus anshuiensis is the source of this 3089-nucleotide messenger RNA. RefSeq names its product activin receptor type-2A-like. Gene Ontology annotation, biological process: protein phosphorylation; activin receptor signaling pathway; cellular response to growth factor stimulus. NCBI's taxonomy places the organism in Eukaryota, Metazoa, Chordata, Actinopteri, Cypriniformes, Cyprinidae. The coding region runs from base 664 to 2223 and encodes 519 amino acids. Gene Ontology annotation, molecular function: activin binding; ATP binding; activin receptor activity. The transcript has 12 exons. The record is from RefSeq and is a predicted model, not a curated record. Gene Ontology annotation, cellular component: plasma membrane; activin receptor complex.
AAUGGAGCUGAAAUCAUCUGAAACCCCGCGGCGUCUGUGACUGAUCCGGAAUCAUUCGCGUUUCAGAGGCGCAUUAGGAUUUAAUAUACAGUUUAUCCGACACUCUGUGCAUUUGAUUUAUUCUAGAUGUUGCUUUUUUCGGAUCUCAGUAGGCUAUAUUUAAACCCUGAGCUGGAUUUAUAUUUCUGUGUUCUGGAAUGAAGAUGACUGUGAUGAUGUAAAUCUUUAAAAAUCAUUUUUUAAAGCAACCAGAAGAUCAUAUCGGGAUGCUUUUGAACUUGUCUGAUCCAUGAAUAGUAAUUUUCACCAUGCAUAUGGCGAUGAACUCAAAAUGCUCGCUGUUUCUGUGUGUGAUCGAUACUGAUCGAUAUUAGCGCAUGGGUUUCAGGGCACGCUGCUGUCACUUCCUAAUACAGUAUGAUUGUGUUAAUGUUUGAUAUUUCAUCUAUGCAAACAGAAACACACGCACUGACCUGCACACUGAGGAUUUGUAAAAUCUCUCAAACACUAAUCUCUCACAGACUUGCACAUUGAUCCGGACCUGUUUGCUCAGAAAUAAACGCUUUUGGCAAUAUUAAAACAUUAAUUUUAGAGGGAGCGGAUUAUCAGUUUGGGUGUUGCUGGGAUUAUUUUUUUUUUGCAGUACAAGAAUCUGCCCUGAAAAUGAGGACAGACACCAAACUGGCCUUGGCCAUAUUCCUCGUAUCCUGUUCAUCAGGUGCGAUUCUCGGGCGCUCGGAGACGCAGGAGUGUGCGUUUUACAAUGCAAGCUGGGAGAAGGACGGGACGAACCAGAGCGGAAUCGAAUCAUGUCACGGAGAGAAAGACAAGCGACGACACUGUUUCUCCACCUGGAAGAACCGCUCAGGAGCCAUCGAGAUGGUGAAGCAGGGCUGCUGGCUGGACGAUGUUAACUGCUACGACAGCAGUGAGUGUGUGGAGCGUAAGGAGAAUCCCGACGUCUUCUUCUGCUGCUGCGAGGGAAACAUGUGCAACGAGAAGUUUCACUACAGUCCAGAGAUGAUUCAGACCACGUCUAACCCCGUCCCUCCGAAGCCGGACUUGUUUCCCACAUUGCUGUACUCUCUGAUUCCCGUCAUGGCUGUCGCCGUUAUUCUCGUCAUCUCGUUCUGGAUGUACCGGCGUCUGAAGCUGUCGUACCCGCCGCUGCUCGUGCCGUCACAGCACGCCUUUCGUAUCAUGAUCGAGGAUCCGGGUCUGACGCCUCCGUCACCGUUGUUGGGUCAGAAGCCGCUGCAGCUGCUGGAGCUGAAGGCUCGCGGGCGCUUCGGCUGCGUCUGGAAAGCUCAGCUGCUCAACGAACACGUGGCUGUCAAAAUCUUCCCUGUGCAGAAUAAACAGUCAUGGCAGAAUGAAUAUGAGAUGUAUAGUUUGAGUGGAAUGAAACAUGAAAAUAUCCUUCACUUCAUCGGAGCGGAAAAAAGAGGAAAUGGAGUCGAAAUCGAGCUAUGGCUCAUCACAGCGUAUCAUGAGAAGGGCUCGCUGACGGACUUCCUGAAGGCAAAUGUUGUGUCGUGGAAUGAGUUGUGUCUGAUAGCGCAGACGUUUGUGCGCGGUUUGGCGUAUUUACACGAGGACAUUCCCAACCUGAAGGACGGACACAAGCCUGCCGUUGCACACCGAGAUAUCAAGAGUAAGAAUGUGUUACUGAAGAGUGAUUUAACUGCAUGUAUUGCUGACUUUGGCCUGUCACUGAAGUUUGAAGCAGGGAAAUCUACAGGCGACACACACGGACAGGUGGGAACGCGGCGCUACAUGGCUCCGGAGGUGCUGGAGGGAGCGAUCAGUUUCCAGCGCGACGCGUUUCUGAGGAUCGACAUGUACGCCGCGGGUCUGGUGCUGUGGGAACUGGCCUCUCGCUGCACAGCGGCCGACGGUCCCGUGGAUGAGUUCUGUCUGCCGUUUGAGGAGGAGGCAGGUCUUCAUCUGUCUCUGGAGGACAUGCAGGACGUCGUUGUGCAUAAGAAACUACGGCCGAUAUUCAGAGAGCACUGGCUAAAACAUACGGGUCUGGCAAUGCUCUGUGAGACCAUAGAGGAGUGCUGGGACCACGAGGCCGAGGCGCGUCUGUCUGCGGGAUGCGUGGAGGAGCGCAUCAUCUCAAUGCAGCGCAACACCAACCUCAUCACCCCCGACGACAUCCUCUCCGUCGUCACCAUGGUUACCAACCUGGACUUCCCCCCUAAAGAAUCCAGCCUAUGAUGCUGUUCUCUCAGCAAAUCAGAAUGCAGCGUGUGCGAGAGAACACCAGACUACGAAUGACUCGAGCAAAACGAGCGCGGGAAUAAUUCAACGACUCGCACUUACACACGGAGGAACUCAAGAGAUCAAACACACACGGACAUCUCUGUUUGCACCAAAACCUCUUUUAUGCGUAAAGGAAAGACUUUUGUGUUUUAUAUGAACAGCAGCUCAUAUGAUUUUAGUAUAAAAAGGGCGAAACUCUGGACUGCGUUUGCUGUUUCUUUUCUGCGAAUCAUUACAGUCAUGCCAAUAUGAGACAUGGAUGUAUGCUGAAAUAACCAUGAACCUCCCUAAACAGGUAUACCUCAUUUUGAUUUCUCGUGCUUUUUUCUGAACAGCUGCUACGGAGGCGAGACGAGUAGCUGUAACACACGCUAGCGUUUCUGCCUUUCACAUUUCUGCUUCAUUUCAUCGCAGCCUUCACUGCUCUUUCUAAAGGGGUCGUAUCAUGAGGAAUCAACGCUCGCUUCACUGAAUCACAAAAACCAGGGUCCAAUAUUAACUUCUGCCAAUGGUGGAUGAAUUCGGAUAGUUUACCACUCGCCUCCAUAUUCAUCAGACUACACCUGAUACAUUGUGUUUUUCAUAUUUAUCUUUUAGUGGCUUUAUAUGAGAAAUAAUCCAGCAGCUCGAGUGCUGGAGAGUUCAUUUUGACCCUACACUGCAAAAACGACUCGUUCUGCACUUCAGCUUUCUGAUGUGAACUAGAUUAACAUCAGCGUGUUAACAUGUUUAGUGUUGAGAAACUCGGGCCACCGAGUCGUGAUGUCAAACUAUGGAAGCUUAAAAAAAAUGUAAAAGGCAAUUGCAACUAAAUACGGAUU